UGCUAUCACCUUUAGAGUGGAGGGGGCUGAAGGGACUGUACAGUAUGUUAUAUUUACUGGUUAGAAUGCACAACAUUCAGACGCUACAAGGCUGAGUUGUCUUCCCUCCACAGAUCAAGCCCUAUCUGACUGAUAGCCAUGUCCUCCUCCUCUCUUCUGUGGUGCCUGCUGGUGGUGUGUGUUCUGGCUGUGGUCCAGAUCUAUGCAGCAGAGGAACGUAAGGUCCUCAAGGUGUUCAACCUCAGAGCCAGCGACCUGAACAGCGGCUUGUUCCAGACCCCUGAUGCCUACGUCAAGGUGUUUAUGGGCUCCGGCUACGGCGGGAAAACAGAGGUAAAGAACAACAACCAUGACCCCUGGUGGAAGGAGGACUUCAACUUCUUCAACGCCAUUGAGAACAACCCCAUGAGGCUGGAGGUGUACGACAGUGACGUGCUCUUCGACGACCUGCUGGGGACCUGCGAGCGCUCCAUCAAGAUUGGAACUUGGCAACAUCAAUGUUUCCUGAAGAAGGGAGGGAGCCUGUACUACUCCUACACCCUAGAGCCCCUACAGUAGACCCUGUACUACUCCUACACCCUAGAGCCCAUACAGUAGACACUGUACUACUCCUACACCCUAGAGCCCCUACAGUAAACCCUGUACUACUCCUAUACCCAAGAGCCCCUACAGUAGACCCUGUACUACUCCUACACCCUAGAGCCCCUACAGUAGACCCUGUACUACUCCUAUACCCAAGAGCCCCUACAGUAGACACUGUACUACUCCUACACCCUAGAGUCCCUACAGUAGACCCUAUACUACUCCUACACCUUAUAGCCUCUACAGUAGACCCUGUACUACUCUUACACCCUCUUUAGUAAACCCUGUACUACUCCUACACCCUAGACCAUAGAGCCCAGUAGACCGUGUACUACCCCUACACCCUAAAAGCCUACAGUACACCCUAGAGCUCAUUAGACCCCUUCCACAUAGUUAAAACAACAUUUACUACUGAUAGUCCUAUAUCCAGUAGAAGCCUCUUGUUAUCUACAGCAACGUCUGGUCCCAUGGUCUCUCUCCUCUUAUCUAUAUUUACAACAACGUCCCAUUUCGGACCCCUCAUCUGUUACAUGGAUUUCUAAUUCUUCUCAAACUGAGCUGGAAAACCGUCCUCCCCCUGACCUCAUCCUCAGGCUCAUCAUAACAGACUAGAUUCUAGAACAUUGAACAGUACAAAACUCCACCUCCACCUUACAGUUAGUGUAUUGUAAUUAGUGUCUACACUGAUGUCUCUCUCUCAGUCUCCCACUUUGUGUAUUUAACUGAUUUGGGUAUAAACCGGAUCUCAGUGGAUCAGGGACCAUGCAUGACAAACAGUACACCAGAUUUAAGACUGUCCAUGCACCAGAUUUAAGACUGUCCAUGCACCAGAUUUAAGACUGUCCAUGCACCAGAUUUAAGACUGUCCAUGCACCAGAUUUAAGACUGUCCAUGCACCAGAUGUAAGACUGCCCAUGCACCAGAUUUAAGACUGUCCAUGCACCAGAUUUAAGACUGUCCAUGCACCAGAUUUAAGACUGUCCAUGCACCAGAUUUAAGACUGUCCAUGCACCAGAUUUAAGACUGUCCAUGCACCAGAUUUAAGACUGUCCAUGCACCAGAUGUAAGACUGUCCAUGCACCAGAUUUAAGACUGUCCAUGCACCAGAUUUAAGACUGUCCAUGCACCAGAUUUAAGACUGUCCAUGCACCAGAUUUAAGACUGUCCAUGCACCAGAUUUAGCAACAUACAACUGCUUAUUUCCAGUAAACGUGAUCAUAAAACAUGGGUUCUGUGCUUGUUUAUCUCGUGAACUGCAGUAAAGAAGUUGACCUCUUGUCACUAUGAUUGUACUGUUAUGCUCCUUCUAGCUCUGUGUCUGAUUGGCUCUGUCCAACUGUCACUUCCGUGCUCACUCUACCAUGGCAUCAAUUAAUAAAAACUAGAUUCACUGCACAGCG
Messenger RNA from Oncorhynchus nerka (sockeye salmon), 1982 nucleotides. Its product is annotated as perforin-1-like. Lineage: Eukaryota; Metazoa; Chordata; Actinopteri; Salmoniformes; Salmonidae. Gene Ontology annotation, biological process: defense response to virus; T cell mediated cytotoxicity; immunological synapse formation. The record is from RefSeq and is a predicted model, not a curated record. Bases 139 to 558 code for a protein of 139 amino acids. The transcript is spliced from 3 exons. Gene Ontology annotation, molecular function: wide pore channel activity. Gene Ontology annotation, cellular component: membrane.